This is a messenger RNA of Dermochelys coriacea (leatherback sea turtle), 1436 nucleotides long. It is a transcript of the gene S1PR5, whose product is annotated as sphingosine-1-phosphate receptor 5. NCBI's taxonomy places the organism in Eukaryota, Metazoa, Chordata, Testudines, Dermochelyidae. Gene Ontology annotation, molecular function: sphingosine-1-phosphate receptor activity. Gene Ontology annotation, cellular component: membrane. The coding region runs from base 279 to 1436 and encodes 385 amino acids. Gene Ontology annotation, biological process: G protein-coupled receptor signaling pathway. The record is from RefSeq and is a predicted model, not a curated record. The transcript is spliced from 3 exons.
CUCGCAUCCCCCGCCCCCCCGGUGAAGGCUGCUCUCCCCCGGCCAGGGCGGGGGCGGGGGCGGGGGGAACGGGAGGUUCCCAUGUGACUAGGCACCGGGCCAGGCUCCGGGCUCCUCCGGCACGUUACUCCGCAGCCCAGCCCGGGACGCGGCCGGACGGGCUCUCCCGGGCGGCUUAGGAUGCUCCGCACCCAAGCGGCCCCCCGCCGCUUAGCCGCGCUGCUGGAGAGCCAGAGUGGGCAGGGCCGCGCCAUGUAGCGCCCACGGGAGCCACGGGCAUGGAGCUGAUCACGGCGGAGUCCCCGGCCCAGCUGGUCCGGCUCUACCGUGAGUAUCACAACAACGAGCUGAUCUCACUGCAUUACAACUACACGGGGAAGCUGCAGGCCAGCAGCAAGUACAAGGGCGGCCUGAAGGCUGAUGCGCUGGUGUUCCUGGCCGUCUGCGCCCUCAUCGUGCUGGAGAACCUGGUGGUGCUGCUGGCCAUCUGGAGGAACAAGAAGUUCCACUCGCCCAUGUUCUACCUGCUGGGCAACCUGACCCUGUCGGACCUGCUGGCCGGCCUGGCCUACACGGCCAAUAUCGCCAUGUCGGGCGCCAACACCCUCCAGCUCACCCCGCUGUUGUGGUUCCUCCGGGAGGGGGGCGUCUUCAUCACGCUGGCCGCCUCUGUCUUCAGCCUGCUGGCCAUCGCCAUCGAGCGGCACAUCACCAUGAGCCGCAUGAAGCUGUACCAUGGCGACAAGAAGGGCCGCAUGUUCCUGCUGGUGGGGGCCACCUGGGUGGCUUCAGUGCUGCUGGGGGUGCUGCCCAUCAUGGGCUGGAACUGCCUAGACAGCCUGGCUGUCUGCUCCACCGUCCUGCCGCUCUUCUCCAAGAGCUACAUCCUCUUCUGCAUCACCGUCUUCCUGGCCAUCCUGGUGUCCAUCACGGUGCUCUACGCCCGCGUCUUCCGCAUGGUCAAGGGCCACAGCCCACGGCUGGGCAGCCUGCGCAAAGGGAUGCUGAAGCGCUCGCAGAAGUACAUGGCCCUGCUCAAGACGGUCACCAUCGUGGUGGGGACGUUUGUGGCCUGCUGGCUGCCCCUCUUUCUGCUGCUGCUGCUGGACGUGUGGUGCCAGGCUCAGGCCUGCGGCGUACUCUACAAGGCCGACUACUUCCUCGGCUUGGCCAUGAUCAACUCCCUGCUCAACCCCAUCAUCUACACGCUGACCAGCAAGGACAUGCGCCGGGCCAUCCUCAAGCUGCUGUGCUGCCUGCAGCUGGGGCCGGCCGAGGAUGGCCUGGCCCAGCGCUUCGGGAUCCCCAUCCUGGAGUGCAGCACCAGCAAGUCAGAGCGCUCGUCCCACCGGCCCGAGGGGCUCGAUACCAGCCUGUCCACGGGCAACGGGACGCCCACCCCCGUCAAGGUGCUGGUGCCCAGCGCCGGGGACUGA